Molecule: messenger RNA, 6074 nt
Organism: Homo sapiens (human)
Lineage: Eukaryota; Metazoa; Chordata; Mammalia; Primates; Hominidae
Gene: UVRAG
Product: UV radiation resistance associated
Exons: 14
Coding region: 199-1587 (462 amino acids)
Biological process (GO): chromosome segregation; DNA repair; autophagy
Cellular component (GO): chromosome, centromeric region; lysosome; autophagosome
Molecular function (GO): SNARE binding; SH3 domain binding
Source: RefSeq, a predicted model, not a curated record
GGUAAUAUGGCUCUUCCUUAGCCAGCGGCGGCAACGGCGGCAGCGGCGGCAGCGGCGGCGGCUACUGUCUGGGCUGAGCAGUAGUGCCUCUCGGGUGGCGGGUUUCUAGGCUGCAGGGGCUUGGUAGGUGGUGGCAAGGGGGCGGCGGCGGAUGCCGGAAGAGUGCCCGCCCCGCCGCUUGGCGGCCCCUGGAUCGAGAUGAGCGCCUCCGCGUCGGUCGGGGGCCCCGUCCCCCAGCCACCCCCGGGCCCGGCCGCUGCUCUGCCUCCCGGUUCUGCCGCGCGGGCCCUGCAUGUGGAGCUGCCGUCUCAGCAGCGGCGUCUUCGACAUCUUCGGAACAUUGCUGCCCGGAACAUUGUUAAUAGAAAUGGCCAUCAGCUCCUUGAUACCUACUUUACACUUCACUUGUGUAGUACUGAAAAGAUAUAUAAAGAAUUUUAUAGAAGUGAAGUGAUUAAGAAUUCCUUGAAUCCCACGUGGCGAAGUCUCGAUUUUGGAAUUAUGCCAGACCGUCUUGAUACAUCUGUGUCUUGUUUCGUGGUGAAGAUAUGGGGUGGAAAGGAGAACAUCUACCAGCUGUUGAUUGAAUGGAAAGUCUGUUUGGAUGGGCUGAAAUACUUGGGUCAGCAGAUUCAUGCCCGAAACCAAAAUGAAAUAAUUUUUGGGCUGAAUGAUGGAUACUAUGGUGCUCCAUUUGAACAUAAGGGUUAUUCAAAUGCUCAGAAGACUAUUCUUCUGCAGGUGGAUCAGAACUGUGUUCGCAAUUCUUACGAUGUCUUCUCUUUGCUACGGCUUCAUAGAGCCCAGUGUGCAAUUAAACAGACUCAGGUAACUGUUCAGAAAAUUGGAAAGGAAAUUGAAGAAAAACUAAGACUCACAUCUACAAGCAAUGAACUGAAAAAAAAAAGUGAAUGCCUGCAGUUAAAAAUUUUGGUGCUUCAGAAUGAACUGGAACGGCAGAAGAAAGCUUUGGGACGGGAGGUGGCAUUACUGCAUAAGCAACAAAUUGCAUUACAAGACAAAGGAAGUGCAUUUUCAGCUGAGCACCUCAAACUUCAACUCCAGAAGGAAUCCCUAAAUGAGCUGAGGAAGGAGUGCACUGCAAAAAGAGAACUCUUCUUGAAGACUAAUGCUCAGUUGACAAUUCGUUGCAGGCAGUUACUCUCUGAGCUUUCCUACAUUUACCCUAUUGAUUUGAAUGAACAUAAGGAUUACUUUGUAUGCGGUGUCAAGUUGCCUAAUUCUGAGGACUUCCAAGCAAAAGAUGAUGGAAGCAUUGCUGUUGCCCUUGGUUAUACUGCACAUCUGGUCUCCAUGAUUUCCUUUUUCCUACAAGUGCCCCUCAGAUAUCCUAUAAUUCAUAAGGGGUCUAGAUCAACAAUCAAAGACAAUAUCAAUGACAAACUGACGGAAAAGGAGAGAGAGUUUCCACUGUAUCCAAAAGGAGGGGAGAAGUUGCAGUUUGAUUAUGGUGUCUAUCUUCUGAACAAAAAUAUAGCACAGAUGGAGUCUUGCUGUGUCACCCAGGCUGGAGUGCAAUGGCGCGAUCUCGGCUCACUGCAACCUCUACCUCCCGGGUUCAAGUGAUUCUCUUGCCUCAGCCUCCCAAGUAGGUGGGAUUACAGGCGCAUGCCACCACGCUCAGCUAAUGUUUUGUGUUUUUAGUAGAGACGGGGUUUCACCGUGUUAGGCAGAUGGUCUCGAUCUGCUGACCUCGUGAUCCGCCUGCCUCAGCCUCCCAAAGUGCUGGGAUUACAGGUGUGAGCCUUUAAAACACCCAGCCUAUUUAUUUUUAUAAAUAACAAGUGUUUUGUUUUGUUUUCAUUGGACAUCCUUCCAACUGGAAUAUCACAUGGAUGAGUAUCCACAAUUUGGCUUUUAUUUAAAUACAUUGUGAGCUAUAUCCUCAGACCUUUUGGUUUUACCAAAGUAAUAAGAUUUACGAUGCUUUUGUUUUUGUUGGCCUGUGUUGCCAUUUAUCCACAUGAACCUAACGACUUGCUAAACAUUCCCUUAUUCAUUUCUGAUCAGUCUAGAAUUAUUCCUCUAUGUGGUGUCAUCUGCCACUCUUCCCCUUAACCAACCUCAGUUUAAUGGUGGAGAUUUUUUUAAUUUGUUUUUUAUUAAGAUUGUUGUUCUCUUCUGAAAUUGGGUCAGAUUUCUGGAUUGCAAUCCUCAGUUUAUCAUUUGCUUCAUCCUUCACACUCAUUGUCCUCUCAACCAUACUACUUUUACUGUUACUUCCACUCCAGCUCCAGGAAAGCAGCCCUCUGACAGUCUCUGGCCCAUGACUCACCUUUCCAUGUGCCAUUCUUCCCACAACUGAUGCUUGCCCAUUCUGCAUUUUUGGCAGACAAGUAUUUCAUUCAAAGAAGCAGGGCUUUAAUUCCAAGACUGCCGAGCUCCCACUCCGCUGAUCACAGUUCUGUCAUGCCAUGGAAAAGGCAGUGCUUAAACAGAACUUGUCAAAAGUGCUCAGACUGAGGCCAGGUGUGGUGGCUCAUGCCUGUAAUCCCGGUACUUUGGGAGGCCGAGAUGGGUGGAUCGCUUGUGGCCAGGAGUUGGAGACCAGCCUGGGCAACAUGGCAAAACCCCAUCUCUACUAAAAAAUACAAAAAUUAGCCAGGUGUGGUGGCAUGCACCUGUAAUCCCAGCUACUGGAGAGGCUGAGGCAUGAGAACCUCUUGAACCCGGGAGGCAGAAGUUGCAGUGAGCUGAGAUCGUGCCAGUGCACUUCCAGCCUGGGUGACAGAGCAAGAUUCUGUCUCAAAAAAAAAAAAGUGCUCGGACUAAGACUGCACUAAGGAAGAAGUAAAUUAGAGGGCUCCUCCAGCGAUGUCAGCCGUGGUGGAAAGAGCAUGUAGAUACUACAGGAUCCAGUUUGAGAGUAAAACUGGCAUCAUUUAGUAGAACUAAGUUCUGAUUUGAGUUCAGAACUUCUCUUCUUGCCCUAUUUUCUCUUUCUUGCUCUAGGCACUUAGAUCCUAAGGUCAGAAGGCUAUUGGAAGCUUCCUGGUGAAACUUACUCCUGCUGAAAUGCCUGUAUUUCCUCAUAUAUUCCAGCUUCAAACAUACACACAAUAUGCACAUGUGUACAGAUAUACACACACAUGCACAAACACACUUCUUUCUUCUCAAGGGCCCAAAAGGAUGGUAUGCCAAAAGAUCAUAUAAAGUGUUGCUAAGAAUACCACAGCUUGCUUUGGGAGCAAGACCAAGAUGGAGGCUAUGUGCAGGGGAAAACUUAGCAAAGUCAGCCCUCCUCAUCAGACUCUCAACUCUAGGGCCUGUUUGAUCCCCACUUCCCAAGAGGCCUCUGACUUUAUUAUUAACUGAACCAGGGCCACAAGUAUGCUGACCUAGUUUUACUCAUCUGAGAAAUGGAUUGCUUGUAGUAAUUGUGUAUCCUCUCCAGCUUUAUAUAUGCUCUUUGAAAAUUGAGAGAACAAUCAAUAGGUUAACUACUCUGAAUCCAUAGGGAGCAAGUAUCCUCCUCUGUGGAUUUUCUUUUUUUAAUCACACUGGAGGCAGUUUUAAAAGGAGGGGACAGUAAACUUCUUAAAAACUGGCUUUUUUAUAUUUCAAAAUGUAUUCGGGAAGCCCUUUAAGCAGUUAGAAACUUUUAGAACAGUUGUGACCUUUCACUUUUUUUGCUUCAGCUCUGUCUGUUCUGUCUCUCGCUGUUUCUCAGGGAAGCUUUCAUUUUGUCUUUGACCUUACUGCCAUCACUUUUUCACGUUUUGAUUUGUAACAAAUGAAAGAACCAUUAAUUGUUAUGGCUCCUAAGCGAGCAUUGUAGCAAUCAGGUAUUUCCAGCUUUUGAAGGUUUAUUUUUAUAGACAUAUAGACUAAUAUAUGUUGUCAAAGGGGAGUUUGUCUUCUCAGCCAGUUCCAUAUGUACCCAUCUUUUAAGAUGUGAACAAAUCAUACUAUUAAAAUGGCCUCACCUCAGUAAUUUAUAAGCCACAUUAGUGGAGGUGGAUGAAAGCAUUGGCAUGUGUUAAAGUGCCAGAGAAAAAGGAGUGAAGUCAUUUAAUACUGCAUCCAUAACUUGGUUGAGGAUUUGAAUAGUCAAUAGGACCUUUCAUCACAACCAGAAGUAGUAGUAAAAUCACUUUUUUGGUAGAGGAAAUGACAGAAUUUAGUAAUAUUUGUUACUUCAGUAUUUGGGAUCAGUCCAGCCCAAGUUUUGAAAGCACAAGCUUAGAGAGACAGGCCUUCAAGUAGAAAUCCUCAAGUGUUGUUUGAAGAGCUGAGAGCACUGGUAAGGCCUGCUUGCCCUCUUCAUGUCACUGCUGUCUAAAGGUGUGUGUGUGUGCUGGAUUAAGUACUGAGAGUGAGUGAAGCAAAAUGCCUUGUUUUCAGCACCAUAUAUUAAUAUUUGUUAAGUGCCAGCCUCUUCAGUUAGAAAUAGCCUUCCUUCUUGGCUAGCAUGUAAUGCUAUAGGAAUGGGCCUGUCAAAAUUCAGGUGCAGUAUAAUUGACGUUGACUUUAAAAACCAGAUCCUGCCAUAAUUUCAGUUAGUUCAUAAGUACAUUAUAUUAGAAUUUGUAUAGAGAACAGAAAUUUGCUUUUAAUUCUCAGAGCAUAAAAAUUAAAUGGAAAACAAAAAUUAUAAUACUUUUAUCUUAUAUUUGUGGGAGCCUUAUAGUUUGUAAAGUACAUGCAUAUAAAUUCACAUGAUCCCUAUCAUCACCCUGCAAAGUAAAAAGGGCAGAUGCUAUUAAAUCGAUUUGAGGACAGCUUGGCUUUUGACAUUUGUCCCUCCAGUGUCAUAUCACAUAAUUUGAUAAGUGUGGCAGAGAUCCCCUUACUUCUAUAUACUUCACUGUUCUAUAUAUUUCCAUCCUUAAAGUGCACCAAAUCAAAGAAGACGACAUUCCCAGAUAGAAAAGGAAGCAAACGUUUUUUGAGAAUGGAGACAAAAACUAUUUUGCACAUCAUAAUUUUUCCAUUAGCAAGCACAAUGCCAGAAACACUGUAAGUUCUAAAGAAAUUAAUAAUGAAUGGUGAUAUAGCACCAUCACACAAGAAACUAAGAUCUAGAAAAGUUAAGUGACUUUAAUGAAUUUUAAAAAUUGUGAUACACAAACACAACGCACACACACACAAAUAGAAUAUUAUUCAGCCUCUGUAAAGGACAUACUGCCAUUUGUGACAAUACAGAUGAACCUGGAGGAUAUUAUGCUAAGUGAAAUAAGCCAGACACUGAAAGACAAAGACUGUAUGAUCUCAGUCAUAUGCAGAAUCUUAAAUGUAAAAGUUGAAUAACUAGAAACAGAGAGUAGGAUAGUGAUUCAGUGGGAGGGAGAGGAGGAAAUAGGAAGAAGCAGGCUAAAGGGUAUACAAAUUUGCAGUUAGAUAGGCUGCAUAAGUCUAGGGAUAUAAUAUACAGAAUGAGGAUUAUAGUUAGUAAUAUUGUAUUGUGUACUGAAAAUUUGUCAAGAGAGUAGAUUUCUACAGUUUUUAUCACACACACCCAUGAAUAUGUUAAUUUGUUUGACUGCUAUAAUCAUUUCACUAUGUAUAUGUAUAUCAAAACAUCAUGUAUACCUUCAAACAUCUUGUACCCCUUAAAUUGAUACAAUAUAAAAUUUUUUUAAAGUUAGGUGACUUGCUUAUAAUUCAUUAGUUUAUUCAACAGUAUUUGUUGAGCAUGUACUGUGUGCUGUGUACGCUGAGUUAGGUUGCAGUGGGUAGAGCAAUGAAUAAGAUACACUAGAUCCCUGAUCCCUGCCUCGUUAAUAUGCUAGACACAAAAGGACAAAUAUUGUAGCGUUCCAUUUAUAUAAGUAUCUACAAAAAGCAAACUCAUGGAGUCAGAAAGCCACAUUAGAGGGCUGGGGGAAUAGGAGAGCUAUAUUGCUUAAUGAUUACAGUUUCCGUUGGGGUGAUGAAAAAGUUUUGGAAAUAGGUGGUGACAACCAUUAUAUAUCAUUGUGUAUGUAAUCAAUGUCACUGAAUUUUACACUUAAACAUGGUUUAAAUGGCAAAUUUGAGUUGUACACUUUAAAUGGGUGAAUUGUAUGUUAUGUGAAUCAUAUCUCAAUAAAGCUGUUUUAAUAAAAGAAAAA